Molecule: messenger RNA, 3406 nt
Organism: Dicentrarchus labrax (European seabass)
Lineage: Eukaryota; Metazoa; Chordata; Actinopteri; Moronidae
Product: zinc finger protein 543
Exons: 4
Coding region: 370-2676 (768 amino acids)
Source: RefSeq, a predicted model, not a curated record
UUUUUUUCCCAACCCUUAUUUACCAUCGGGUUGUGUGAGUUUGUAGCAUGGUAGCUAGCUUAUCGGCUAAUUGUUAUCCCUGCUCUCGCGUCCUGUUGGCGAAUCUUUUUUAAGGUGUUUUUUUUUUUUGCGUCUCUUUAUUUAUUCUUUGCCGGGAAAAGCAAACACCGAGGGUGCAGCUUGUUUUCUCGCGUUAAUUGUUGAGAAGAAGACAGGACUUGAGUUCCUGCGGCCAGGUGAGCGAGGUGAACAGCACUAAGGUGUGUCAUCAAUGGAUGUCCAUGGAGAAGUUGUCCUCCAGGCUGUAUAAGCAACAAACGAAGACCCAGAAGCAGAGCCACAGAUGUAGUCGCUCGACAGCCAGCAGUCAUGUCCAUUGAGUACACCAUUGAUAUCCAGCUAACGGAGUUGGGAUUUCCGGGCAUCCUGCAGCCGGACACCUCUGUCAGGGAGACACCCUGUCGCUCCACAUCACCUGAUGACUCAGUCUCACCCAGCCACUCCUCACUCUCAACCGCACACAAGCGAAGGCUGCUGGUCCGAGGCCAGCAGACAGCGGAUGGUAAAGAAGCAGGUGCAGCAAAGCAGACCUCAAGUACAGAACGAGCAUCAUCUCUGUCAGAGACGUCGCCCCGUAAGCCCCUAAAUCCUGCAAAAAGCAUACAGGAUGAGCAGUGCGACAGAGGCACAGCGCUUCUCGGACUGCCGGAGCCCACGGUGAAUGAUCCUGCUGCUGGAGCAGAAACCACAGACCUGCUACAGAGGGAACAGGAGGACAGCAGGAGGACAGAUGUAGAGGGUGCAGACACUCUGCCAGAGGAUCUAACGACGGAGCAGCAGGGUGUGGAGGAUGAUUCUGAUGACAGCGAGGUUUCAGGGGUGUAUGAGGAAGAAGAGAUUGAUGAGGAAGAGGAUGACGAGGAAGGACUAAACAAUGAGUCGAGUCAUUCAGGCUACUACCGCUGCAGUGUCUGUGAUCACCAGCUGCCCUCCAAAUUCAAGCUCGAGGACCACAUGAAUUUGCACACUGGGGCGCGCCCGUACUGCUGUGCUGAAUGCGGAAAGCGCUUCUGCCAGAUUUCCAACUACCGGGUCCACCUGCGCACACACGCCCAGACCAAAGUGGAUCCUCUCUUGUGCCGUGUCUGUCUAAAGGGCUUUGCAUCACAGGAAGAUCUGAAAGACCACUUGUCGAAAACUCACUUUGAGAGCGAGUUUUACGAGUGUGACCUGUGCAAACGUGUGUUCACGUGCCUGAAGGAGUGUGAAUAUCACGUGCAGUUACACAAAUGUAUGCUGAACGUUGUAUGUGAAGUGUGUGGCCGCAAUUUCUCCUCUUCAAAAUCCCUCGCACGCCACCGGAAGAAGACGUGCCAUCGCAGCUUUAAAUGCACAGACUGCACAAAGACCUUUACUAAAAAGAAUGCUCUCCUGAAACACAGCUUCUCCCAUCUCGGCCUGUUGCCUUACACCUGUGUACGAUGCCGCCGGCACUUCCGCCUGGCAAAGCUGUACCGCCAACACAAGUGCGAACCCAAACGCAUUCACUGCGUGGCGUGCCUGCGAGAGUUUCUCAGUGAGGCGGACUUUCAGCAGCACAAAAAGGACACGGGCUGCUGGGGCAAUCAGGAGCCUAAAGGGGAUGAGAUCAGGUGUUUGGAGUGUGGAGAGAAAUUUGACACUUCGGAGGAGCUGAAGAAACAUGCCGGGGCUCACCAGAGGGUGCUGAAAUGUGCAGAAUGUGGAAAGGGCUUCCGGUCGGCCCUGCUGCUGAUGUCCCACAUGGGUGGUCAUGUCGGCAAGUCGCCCUGCUUUUGUCAGAGCUGUGGACUGGGCUUUCCCCACCAGCAGAACUAUGACAGCCACCUUAAGACCUGUGGACAAACACCCAAGCCUGCGAGUGCUCCCAAAAAACGCCAAGCCUCAAAGAGCUCUUCACCGGAGGCAAAAAAGCUCAAAACAAAACCAGACUCAUCAAAUCCACCAAACACAGUCACUCAGCCUGCUGCACUAGAGAAGGAUUCUCCUAGUCCAGGACCUGUGACAGAGAGUGCUGGCUCUGGUCCACCAGAUGGAUUGUGGAAGCUAACCCUCGACAAACAGCCACCUCCAGGUGUUAAACUUGUCUUGUUUCUUCCUGUCUGUCCGACUCAAAGCACGGGCCUGACGCUCCCAUGUGCAGUCUCUCCGACACUACCAAGUCCAGCUGCGCAGGUCCACCCUCAACACCUUGGACUACCGCUAAAUGCACCCCUGGAUUUGGUAACCGGGAUCAAACGGGAUCCAGAAUGUGAAGCACCUCUGGAUUUGUCUAAUAAGUGUAACUCAUCUAAAUCUCCCCUGAGCAACAUUCCUCUUCUUCCCGUUAAAAGUGAGCCAGAAGAAUUUGAAAUCUCAGGAGAGGCUGGAAGCACCAAAAGACAAAGCAAAGCAACUGUUAAACCAAAUCCAGGAGAGGAUCGCUCUCCUCCUAAUGUUAGUACAACAUCCUCCGGACUAAUAAUAGACAUUAAGAGCGAGCCUCAGCCUCAGGGUCCUGAUUUUGAUUUGUGGUCAUCAAGAUCUUGUCAGCUGACAGAGAGAGAAAUUAAGAGGGAGGUCGAUGUUUCAAGGGCUACUAAUGCUGAUGUAGACAAACGUAACAUUUUAAAUGAGGGCAAAAUAAAAAAAGAUUAAUACUGCAUCUGUUGUCACAUUCCCCUACUGGAGGACACACCCACUGUUUUGCUGUAUCUGUAGCCACAUAAACCAAAUAUGGAGGUGUUAUUCUACAGCCAGAACUAAUACUGUUCAGUACAGUAUGUACAGUAUUCUAUAUAUUUCUGUCUAAUCAGUAUAUGUACCAUCAUACCAUUAUAUGGCAAUGCAGUUUUUCUACUUUUUCUUAUGUUAUGAAGAAACUCAGUGUCUUUCUAGCAGUCGACUGUGUGACUUUUGUUUUAGAGUCAGAGGGAUUUUUGUUUCUUUUGUAAUUUAAACAGCAUUCCAAGCUCUUGCUUAUUGUGGCAUUUGUCCUAUUUGCAUUUUGGGUAAAGCUUUUGGCUGGAGCACCAGAGCAAAGUGGUACUGUAAUAGUCAUGAAGCCUAUGCAAUAUUAUUAUUAUUAUAAAAAAUAUUCAGAUUUCUACCUUUUUUUUUUUAUACACUAGUUUAGUUUUUGUGUUGAGAAGUUGAAUCCUUAGUUUUAUUAAUGUGUAUUUGGAAUGAAAACACUGGAUUUCUUAGUGUUCAGCUGAGAACUUGAAAUAAUGUGCAUUUUGUAUACAAUUAUGCAAAUAAUGGUACUGAUCAAUAACGACAUUCUGUCACCUUGUUCUUUACAUUGCUGAAUCUUCAUAUUCUGCAGGUAUCUUUUGAUGUUUUUUCUAAAGGCAAAUAAACAUUAGUCCUUGAUACAAGAACUGUU